UACACGUGUGUUUUCUUUUCACCAGACGACAUGACUACGACGCUGUUUCUCUGCAGUGAGAUACUCUUCCUGUAAAGCCCUAACCACUGUCAGACCAAAGCUUCGCUCUGCUUCAAUGGCGCAACACGUGCUCCGCACGAGCGAACAACCUCUUAGCAGCCUCUCAGCAAACCUCCCCGACGAACUUCUCUCUCCCAAAACCCUAGCUACUUUCAGAUCCCUCAUCAUCGCACCCUCCACUUCCGAAUCCACGAUUUCCUCAAUUUUCGAAGCCCUAAAUCGCUCGCUUGAACUCAGUCGCGACCCGGUCGUCCUUCACCAAACCCUAAAGCUCCUCUCCGACAUUGCAUUCCAACGCCCCAACCUCUCUCGCCUCGUCUCCGACUCGGUCCGCUCCCACUCGCCCCUCUCUUCCGAGUCGACCCGCCUCACCGCCGAGUCGCUCGACGUGCUCGCCUCGAUCGCGGACAGUGACGGAACCCUAGUGGAGCUCGACGACCGGUCAUUCGUCUCUUUGUGCUUCGGUCCCUCCGUGUCCGUACGGUCAUGGCUUCUCAGAAAUGCCGAGCGGUUCUGCAUUGGGCCGUACGUGUUGCUCACUCUGUUUCUAGGGUUUACCAAGGACCCCUACCCGAACGUGAGGAAGAUCGCUCUUGAUGGGCUCGUUCGAUUGAGCAAGCCCGGUGUUAUCGAGGACCCUGGUAUGAUUCAGGGCUGUUAUUGCCGUGCCGUUGAGCUUCUUUGUGACAUGGAAGAUUGCGUAAGAUCCGCUGCGGUUCGCGCCGUGAGUGCAUGGGGUCUGAUCCUUGUAGCAGCCAACCCAGAUGCAAAACUGUAUUGGUCGGAUGACUUAUUCAUCAAGCUCUGUUCUAUGGGAAGAGAUAUGAGCAUGGAGGUCCGAGUUGAAGUUUUCAAUGCCCUUGGGAAGAUAGAAAUGGUGUCUGAGGAUAUUCUUUUACAAACCUUAUCUAAGAGAGUACUAGGGAUCACAAAAAAGAUGACAUCUCGUGGUCAGUUCCCUGCUGAACAAUUUGAAAUAUUGGCAUCGAGCAUGGCUGGAGUUUUAGUGCAUGGACUUGAGGAUGAAUUCUAUGAGGUUAGAAAGUCUGCCUGUCAUUCCUUCCGUACACUCACCAUCAUCUCUGCUGAGUUCUCUGGGAAAGCAUUAGAUUUGUUAAUGGAUGUACUAAAUGAUGAUUCAAUAUUUGUCCGAUUACAAGCUUUGGAGACUAUGCUGCAUAUGGCAACCUAUGGCCAUCUAAACGUGCAAGGAACACACAUGCAUAUGUUUCUUGGCACUCUAUCGGAUGGUAAUACGAUCAUCAGAUCUACUACGUGGAAAAUACUUAAAUUAGUGAAGCUGCCAAAUAUAGAGUUAUUUAGAUUAUUUGUUCAUGGCCUCAUUGGAAGUUUGGAAAAACAUCCACAGGAUGAAGCUGACAUAUUCUCUGCUUUGUUUCACAUUGGCCAUAAUCAUGGGAAAUUUGUGGUGUCCAUUAUCAACGAGGUUUCUGAGGAGGUAGAGCCAGCUUCUGAAGGCAAGCUGGGCUUUGAUAGUGCAAGAGUGGCUGCAUUGCUAGUUGUGGCCAUUUCAGCUCCACUAUCACAUAAGCAGCAUGCUUGCAGUAUUCCACCUAGAAUAUUUUCUUAUGCAGUUACAUUGCUGGGAAGGAUCUCUGCUGCUUUGACUGAUGUAAUGAGUCAAGAUGCUCUUUUGACUUACUUGACUCAAUGCAGUAGAUCGACAAGAUUCUCUACAACAGAGUUAAAUUUCAGAGAGAUGGAGCCAGAUUUGCCUGUAAUUGAUAUUCCAAAUAGCACUAGCAAUGAGAUCAGUGAUAAUGUUGGGACACCAUUGCAGCUAGAAGAGCAUGGGACCUCCAAACUUCAGUCUUGGACAAUGACGGAGACAAUGGAAGUAGCAGCUCCGCUUGUAGGAUUCCAGCUGGGGGUUCAUCAGGAAGAAAUGAAGGCCAUGAAUCUUAUCCUUUCAAAGGUCAAAGAUAUUUGGCCAUUAAUACUAUCAGGAUUUACGAAAGAAGUACUAAGGACUCUAAGGAGUUUUAAGGAAGAGCUGGCAGCAUUCACGUCUGAGUCACUUGGAUCUGUUGGCGCUGUAGCAUUUACAUUGCAGUAUCUCCGGGUAAUGAAACAUCUUGCAAAGGUUUGGGAACACUUCCUGCCUGCAAAAAAGCUUUGUUCUUCUGGAAUGGGAGAAUUGGACCUUGUAUUGGGAAAACUAGACAUUGGGCUUAGAGAAAUGAGGAGUACGUUUACAGGUUUGUCUUUAGAACAGGAGUUGCAAAUCUUAGAGCUGAUACUUCUGACUCGUACUCUCAGGUUGUGUAAAGUUGAAAUCUGCUGCCAUUUUUCUACUUUGAAAAAGCUAUCUGCUACACUGUCAGAUGUAAAUUCUAUUCUCAAAUCAGGAUCUAUUGAGCCAUCUAAUUUUGUUAGUGAAGUUGGAAAAUUAUUGUGCCUAAUUGGAACCUCUAGCAGUGGAACUUCCUGCAGUCCAUUUCUGUUUAAGGAAUUGCUUCAACAUUUCUCCCUUAAGCAGUUUGUGCUUUGUGGAAGGCUCGAUCAGGUUAGGGCAGAACUUGUUGUUCCUGAUAAUGACUCUGAAAAUCCUCUUCAUUUUGUUCCACGACUACCUGUUGGUAUACCGUGCAAGAUUACUCUUCAUAAUAUAUCGAGUGAGAAUAAGUUGUGGCUGAGAAUGACUAUGGAUGAUGAGUCAACUCAGUUUGUGUUUUUGGAUUUGAACCUCUUUGGAAGCAGUGCUGAGGUCAGAAAAUUUACGUACGUGGUGCCCUUUUACAGAACCCCCAAUGCAAUUUGUUUCACAUUGAGGGUCUGUCUAGGUAUGGAAUGCUUGUUUGAGGAUGUUUCACGUGUCGAAAAAUAUGGGGGUCCAGAACGUGAGCUAACGUAUCUUUGCAAAGAAAAGGAAGUUUGUCUCUCCACGAUUAUUUAAGACUGAAUUGUUUGUUUUAGUCUAUUAUGGCAGUUCAAAGCAUUACUCUUUAUCUUUGCAUAUAAGAUUUCUUCCAUCGAAGAAUCAAAUGGAUUGAAUGAAUCAAUGAUGGUAGACCCUAUUAAGUAUUUCACUCAUCUGGACGGUCGUGGAAAAUGGCAUUCAUCAGCCUGAAGAGGGUGUAGACCAGCUUUAUAUGCUAGUCUUGAAUAAGUAUAGACUU
Corylus avellana is the source of this 3200-nucleotide messenger RNA. RefSeq names its product ARM repeat superfamily protein (gene SIEL). Gene Ontology annotation, biological process: intercellular transport. NCBI's taxonomy places the organism in Eukaryota, Viridiplantae, Streptophyta, Magnoliopsida, Fagales, Betulaceae. The record is from RefSeq and is a predicted model, not a curated record. Gene Ontology annotation, cellular component: endosome.